AUGGAGGAGAACGCCGAAGCCGCACCACUCGAAGAACUGACCGUCGUUCCACCUGCUAUUCAAAUUUGGUCGACGAUGGAUGACGAAGAAGAAAGGUUGGCGGCGGCAACAUCAGAGGCCAGCCCGGAAGCCCCUGCCUUACUUGCCGCAGCUCAGGAAAAGGAGACUUCCGACACAUCCAUUGCUAAUACCGCCGAUAAGAAAGAGGCGACCACCGAAAAAGGACCACCGGCUGUCAUGGAACCAUCACCGAUGGUCAUCAACGUUACUACGCCGCCAUCCCCUGCCUUUGACUGCCCUGAACCAGGGAUGGCCAUCAUGGCGACAUUGACGAGCAAGAACCCUAAAUGCGUCGUCCGUGAUGGUGGGAAGAGAAUCCCAGUCUGCAUCGCAAACAGAAGAUUCAAGAAGAAAAGAAAAUCAAAGCAGAAGAAUCUGAAGACGAUGGAGAUGUUGGAUUGGCUCCCGUACCGGCAUGCAGGCGGCUCACCUCCAGGGAAGGAGGAACCGUAG
This is a messenger RNA of Linum trigynum, 513 nucleotides long. The record is from the annotation of a GenBank genome assembly. Lineage: Eukaryota; Viridiplantae; Streptophyta; Magnoliopsida; Malpighiales; Linaceae.